AUGUACGCGAAGGGGAAGGGGUCUACAGUACCCUCGGACUCGCAAGCAAGAGAAAAGUUAGCCUUGUACGUGUAUGAGUAUUUAUUGCAUGUUGGUGCACAAAAAGCAGCACAGACAUUUUUAUCAGAGAUACGAUGGGAAAAAAAUAUUACUCUUGGUGAACCACCUGGAUUUUUACACUCUUGGUGGUGUGUAUUCUGGGACCUAUAUUCAGCAGCACCAGAACGACGGGAUUCCUGUGAACAUAGCAGUGAAGCCAAAGCUUUCCAUGAUUAUGGAUUUGUGAAUAGUGGUUAUGGUGUUAAUGGCAUUGCUCAUAAUGCUGGUCCAGCGCCUUCUCCCAUAGGGCAAAUGCCACCCAAUGAUGGUAUGCCUGGCGGUCCAAUGCCUCCUGCUUUCUUUCCAAACAACUCGACAAUGCGACCAUCUCCGCCCACACACCCCUCAUCACAGCCAUCCCCCCAGCCCCCCCAGCCACCCCCGCCCCCACACUCGCAGAUGAUGUCCACUCAGUUUAUGGGUCCUCGGUAUCCUGCUGGGCCAAGACCCGGAGUACGUAUGCCACAAAUGGGAAAUGAUUUUAAUGGGCCACCUGGACAACCAAUGAUGCCAAAUAGUAUGGAUCCAACUAGGCAAGGCGAAGCUGGAGAAUUUGUAGGGUGGCAAGCUCCUCCAGGCAUGAAUCCCAUGAACCCAAGGAUGAAUCCUCCGCGAGGACCAGGAAUGGGUCCAAUGGGACCAGGAAGUUAUGGACCUGGAAUGAGAGGACCACCUCCUAACAGUAGUUUAGGUCCAGGAGGUCCAGGAGGUCCUGGUAUGCCACCAAUGAGUAUGGCUGGAGCAGGCGGUAGACAACAGUGGCAACCUAACACAUCAACGCCAAUGAAUUAUUCGUCAUCGUCGCCGGGUAAUUACGGAGGACCACCCGGUUCAACAGGACCUCCAGGCCCAGGUACACCAAUUAUGCCCAGUCCACAAGAUAGUAGUAAUAGCGGUGGGGAAAAUAUGUAUACCAUGAUGAAACCUGUACCUGGAGGAAAUAUGCCUGGUGAUUUUCCAAUGAGUGGUGGGCCAGAAGGUGGUCCAAUGGGUCCUAUGGGACCAAAUACAAUGGGUCCAGUUCUAAAUGGUGAUGGCCUUGAUGGAAUGAAAAACAGUCCGGCAAAUGGUGGUCCUGGAACACCACGGGAAGAUAGUGGAAGUGGAAUGGGUGAUUAUAAUCUGAGUGGUUUUGGAGGUCCUGGAGAAAAUGAUCAGACUGAGUCAGCGGCCAUACUCAAGAUCAAGGAGAGCAUGCAGGAAGAGGCGAAGAGGUUUGAAAAGGACUCAGAUCACCCCGAUUAUUACAUACAAUAACUCUUCACGAGUCGUUGGGCCCUGAGACCAAACUAACGUUUUAAAAAAAAAACAAAUCGCAAAUCGAUUCCCCUCUUUCUCUCUCUCUCUCUCUCUCUCUCUCUCUUUUCUCUCUCUUUUUCUCUCUUUCUCUCUCCCAUUGAAUCCCAAAACUCUCCUCACUGCACUUGUACUCCAUGAUUAUCUUCCUCCUUUCACUACCCCAACCCUCUUCGAGUGGAGGCACUUACAGAGCGUACAGAGACAGAAAAAAAGUUUUAAAAAUACAAAAAAAAAGAUGAAGAGAAUUGAGCUCCGUAAGAAAAGUGCACAAGUGUUAUGUAGAGAUUAGAGAAAUCUUUUCUAUCUUUGCGAAGUGAGGGGGCCACGUCCCAUGAUUUUUUCAUCCCUUUCUGGUUAUGGGAAAGACCUAACCAAUUAAAGUAAGAAUUAUCAAAUCUUCAGAGAGCACUGUUUCAUGCAAAAUCUUUCGUAAUUUCGCGUUGACGUACAUUCUUAGAAAUGGCUCCAUACGUACAUAUCAGUCAUCUCAAAUCAUCGUCGAUCGAUGACAUUCGUGUUUUGUAAGUAGUUACAAAUUCCAGAUGUCUCCAGUGUCUUGAAAUAUCACACGAAGGAAACAUUCGAGUUUUGGAAGAAACAAAUAUCAGGCUAUAAAAAUGUGAAUUUGGUAUUACGCGUGAUCUUCAAAAAUUACGUUUCCAAGCGUUUUUCUCUUUCAAGUAAUACUCAAAAUCGGUCUGACCUUCAUAUUAUAUUGAAGAAGACUCGAAUGUCCAAUGUUAUCUGCAUGUGACGCAGGUGAAUUCAUUAUAGCGUCAUUUUCUCUUUACAUGGAACGGUAAUGAUCUUUUUAAACUCCCACAUCGCCUCCUACUCUCUUAGGGACCUUGGUUUUGUUUCCUGAAAAAAAAAAAGAUAAUAAUAAGUGCUUCCUUAUUGGCCCUAAGUUGAUAGAAAACUCUAUAUUUUUUGUACAGUUCGAGAAACGUUUAAGCAGUAUGUGUGAUGUUUUUAUAAAGGGGAGUAGUAGUCAACUCCCGUCCCGUCUGUUCUCUUCGGAACCUUCGGUUUGAUUUUCAUGUAUUCAUGGAGUAUACUUGAGUGACGUUUCAUCGGUUUCCUCAGUCGUCUGUGCAUGGCGAAUAGUUUCAGCGUAUGAAAUUAACGAAAAACAGGUGACUGUGAUAAGCUAAAUUUAAUGCAAAAAUAGGAAAAAAAAUUAUGUAAUACAUAAUACAUUUUCCGGCACCAUAAAUCCAUUGUGUUUUAACAGUAGAAUAAUGAUCGAUUCCAGUACAUAUAUCAAGUGUACACUUACCACAAUGUCAUUUUUAUACGUGUACAUAUACGUAUAUAUACGUGUAUUUUCGAGAGAAAAUAAUUUAUUGAGUAAAAUAGAACAUGUUUUAUUGAUUUCAAUCAAUUUUAUAGAAGUGUCGGUUCUAAAUAUAAAUGAAACUAGAUCUUUGAUGUUCCCAUUGAAACGGUCGAAACUUUUCGCAUG
Eufriesea mexicana is the source of this 2863-nucleotide messenger RNA. RefSeq names its product Sequence-specific single-stranded DNA-binding protein (gene Ssdp). Gene Ontology annotation, molecular function: protein binding; single-stranded DNA binding. NCBI's taxonomy places the organism in Eukaryota, Metazoa, Arthropoda, Insecta, Hymenoptera, Apidae. Bases 1 to 1356 code for a protein of 451 amino acids. Gene Ontology annotation, cellular component: nucleus. The transcript is spliced from 14 exons. The record is from RefSeq and is a predicted model, not a curated record. Gene Ontology annotation, biological process: positive regulation of transcription by RNA polymerase II.